GAUACCCCCGCUCUCUCUCUCUCUCUCUCUCUCUCUCUGUGUCACGAGAAAGCGUGGACCAAUCUCGUCUGGCCAUCCUCGUCAUCGUCACCAAUGUCCUCAUAAGCUUUCCUUCCUUUCUACUCUUUCUUUCUCUGCCUCUCUUUGCAUCUGUUUUUAUCGGUCUCUCACCAGUGUUGAUGAUUUUCAUCCAUGGAGCCAAUUCCCAUUCCGGGGAUAUGGUGAAAGGUGGGAUUUGUGGAUCUUCUGCGAGCUGCAUUUGUGUUCUGUUGGGCGAACACAGGGAUUAGGCCGAGGGGAGGAUUGGAGAAGACUUGAAGGAGCGUGGAAGGAUGGAGAAGAAGAAGUAUCCGAUUGGACCGGAGCAUUAUACGUUGUAUGAGGAGGUAGGCCAGGGCGUGAGCGCAUCGGUUCAUCGUGCCCUGUGUAUUCCUUUUAAUGAAAUUGUUGCGAUCAAGAUUCUCGACUUCGAGCGUGACAAUACCGAUCUGAAUAACAUUUCUCGUGAAGCACAAACAAUGAUCUUGAUUGAUCAUCCCAAUGUUCUUAAGUCGCACUGCUCCUUUGUUAGCGAUCAUAAUCUGUGGGUUGUCAUGCCAUUCAUGGCUGGGGGUUCUUGUCUUCACAUAUUGAAGGCUGCAUAUCCAGAUGGUUUUGAGGAGGUUGUUAUAGCAACAGUAUUACGUGAGGUCUUGAAGGGUUUGGAGUAUCUUCAUCACCAUGGGCACAUACAUCGAGAUGUCAAAGCUGGCAAUAUUCUCAUUGAUGCACGUGGUGCAAUCAAGCUGGGAGAUUUUGGUGUUUCUGCCUGUCUUUUUGAUUCGGGUGAUAGGCAACGCAUGAGAAAUACAUUUGUUGGUACACCUUGCUGGAUGGCGCCUGAGGUAAUGGAGCAAUUACACGGUUAUGACUUCAAGGCUGAUAUCUGGUCUUUUGGUAUAACGGCGUUGGAGCUUGCCCACGGACAUGCUCCUUUCUCAAAGUAUCCCCCAAUGAAGGUACUGCUUAUGACCUUGCAAAAUGCACCUCCUGGCUUGGAUUAUGAAAGAGAUAGAAAGUUUUCGAAGUCUUUUAAGCAGAUGAUUGCUAGUUGCUUGGUAAAAGAUCCUUCAAAACGCCCGACUGCAAAAAAGUUGUUAAAGCAUUACUUUUUCAAGCAAGCCAGGUCAAAUGAUUAUAUAGCACGCACACUUUUAGAGGGGCUGCCUGCUCUUGGUGAUAGAAUGAAGGAAUUAAAGAGAAAAGAAGAAGAUAUGCUUGCACAGAAGAAAAUGCCAGAUGGGCAAAAGGAGGAAAUAUCACAGAAUGAAUAUAAACGAGGGAUUAGUGGUUGGAAUUUCAAUCUUGAAGAUGUGAAGGCCCAGGCUUCCCUGAUCCCAGAUGUUGAUGAAGCUACCUCAGAAAGGGACCAAGGAGGCAGCUCAAGUUCACAGAUUGCCGAAACAGAAGAUAAUGAUCUGAUACAGAAUCAACUAGCUCCUAUUUCAUUAGUUGACUCAGCCGUGAAUAAUAAUACCAAAGCUAAAUGUGACAAAUCCGAUGAUGAAUCAAGCAUCGCUAGUUCAAGCCAUGAAAACCAUAUUUCGCGGACUUCUUCUCCCUGUCAUGAUGAUCAUUUUGAAAAUACUUUGGGUGAAAAGCCUGAUUUAGAGGUCAGCGGAAGAUUCUCGGGUGUUGUGUCUAUCAAUGUUCAUCAGAGGAAGGGGAGUUUAUCAGGCAAUACAAAUUUACCCGAAGUUAUUACCCCAUCUUUUAGAGGGGAGAGUGAUAAGAUGCAGAAUCAGGCAGCAGAUGAUGCACAUUAUGACAUACUCUCUAGAGCUUCAAAGUCAUCAGCAAACAGCGAUGAAUUUGAUGAGAAAGCAAAGGUGCCAGUUGUUCAGCAAAAGGGACGUUUCAAAGUUACAUCUGAGAAUGUUGACUUAGAAAAGGUGGUCCCAUCUCCUAUUCUGCAAAAGAGUCACAGCUUGCAGGUUGGUAAUUUUGAGGUGCUUACCCACCUUCAUGCAAUUUCUCUACCAUCACCAUCUGAUGCUUCAUCAUUGAAUCUUCUCAGCCAUUCUCUUUUUCCGAUGUUGCAUUCUGUUUUGCAGACAAAUAUACUACAAAGGGAGAGUAUUCUGAGUCUAAUGAAGCUAGUGUCUGUUGGUGACUCAACAGCUUUUCGCUCAGUCGACGGAGCAUCUACACCAGUUACUGCAGUUGUGACAGAGAAAUCUUUGCUGGAGGCAGCUCAUGAUAGGGAGAAGGAAUUACUCCAUGUAGUAACUGAGUUGCAGUGGAGGCUUUUAUGUGCCCAAGAAGAACUCCAGAAAUUUAAAACAGAUAAUGCUCAGGUUUGAUUUGUCAACUGAUACUGGGAUGGAUGUAGAAUGAAUUCCCAAAGCCCAAAGCCAUAACACCGAUGAAAAUUGGAAUUAGAACAAAAAAGAAAAGGAAAAAGAAUAUGAUGGCCAUGAUACAUGUCAUUAUGUUAGAGGUUUUGUUUAUAUUGUAUUAGGUGAUGAGAACCUCAUUUUGUAGCUAACCAAGUUGUGCAGUUUUACUGAAAAAAAUUGUACAUACACAUCAUCUCUCCCCUUGUAUGUACUUCCACAUACAAUACACAGUUAGCAUAGAUUUAAACUUGACAUGUGGAGAAGUAGUGUUUGUGAAAAUAAUAGCCUUAUCUUAGUCAAGAAGAUGAAAGGUUAUUGUUUUGCUCAUGGUCUACUUGCUCUUCUCUCGUGCCAUUUGAUUUGGUAAGAGCUGUUUUAUGCUUGUUCAUUUAACUGAACCAAAAAAGUUUGAGCGUAAAUUUUAGGCUUGUUUAAUAACACAAGCUUCAUGCUAAAA
Malania oleifera is the source of this 2835-nucleotide messenger RNA. RefSeq names its product serine/threonine-protein kinase BLUS1. Gene Ontology annotation, biological process: protein phosphorylation. Gene Ontology annotation, molecular function: protein serine/threonine kinase activator activity; ATP binding; protein kinase activity. The record is from RefSeq and is a predicted model, not a curated record. NCBI's taxonomy places the organism in Eukaryota, Viridiplantae, Streptophyta, Magnoliopsida, Santalales, Ximeniaceae. The transcript has 22 exons. The coding region runs from base 333 to 2342 and encodes 669 amino acids.